AUGUUGAUUGCGCGCGGCCGGCGCUCGUCGGAGGAGGUGGGAGCGGCCGCGGAGGGGGAGCUGUCGCAGCGCCUCGUCAACAAGCAGAUGGUGCUGCCCUUCGUGCCACCCAGGUUCCCCAGCGCCGCCUCGCACGGCGACGCGCUUAUCAAGCCCUCCGAGUACCUGCGCUCGCUCGGCGGCGUCAAGCCCGCCCCGCCCGCCCUGCGCCGUCAACGGGGCCCUGCACCAGUCGCACGCGCCCACCCCCGCAGUCCCUGCCCCGCCCCGCCCCGCCCCGCCCCGCGCCUCCCGCACCGGCCUCCGCCUCCGCCCCCGCCCCCGCUCCACUCAGCGGCGCCGCCGACGACGACGAAAGACGACCACCCACCACAGCGCGCACGAAGACGCCAG
This is a messenger RNA of Gryllus bimaculatus (two-spotted cricket), 393 nucleotides long. NCBI's taxonomy places the organism in Eukaryota, Metazoa, Arthropoda, Insecta, Orthoptera, Gryllidae. The record is from the annotation of a GenBank genome assembly.